Messenger RNA from Catharus ustulatus (Swainson's thrush), 1760 nucleotides. It is a transcript of the gene LYRM1, whose product is annotated as LYR motif containing 1. Bases 143 to 520 code for a protein of 125 amino acids. The record is from RefSeq and is a predicted model, not a curated record. The transcript has 4 exons. Gene Ontology annotation, cellular component: mitochondrion. NCBI's taxonomy places the organism in Eukaryota, Metazoa, Chordata, Aves, Passeriformes, Turdidae.
UAUUUAAUUAUAUUCUCUUUGCAUGCAGUUUGCUUUUUCUGAUCAAAAGACUGCUCCAUAUGCAAGAGCAAGCUUAAAAGAGAUCCGAGUUCAGUCAGAAAUCUGAGGCACAGAUAGAACAGCAGAGUUCCCAUCCCAGCUGAUGAACAAUAUGACACCAGCAACUCGACAAGAAGUUCUUGGCCUUUACCGCAAGGUUUUGCAAAUAGCCAAAAACUGGCAGUCAGCAUCAGGACAGAUAGAGGAAACCAUGAGAGAGAAAGAGUACAUUAGAAAUGAAGCCAGAACAUUAUUCCGAAAAAACAAAAACGUAACAGAUCCAGAGCUGAUUAAGCAGUGCAUAGAAGAAUGUGAGGCAAGAAUAGAAAUUGGACUUCACUAUAACAUCCCUUACCCCAGACCUAUCCACCUGCCUCCUAUGGGCCUUGCCCAUAAACAAGGCCGCAUGUUGCGACACCAGGAAAAGUUAAGGAAGAUUUCUAAGCCAAUCUACCUGAAAUCCCAUGAUGAAGUUUCAUAAGCCACCAUUUAAGCUGUGAUGUGUAAUCACAUCCUUCAAACUGUGAACUGCAAUCCAGGUGAUUUGUGUGCACAACUGUGAAUGGUGUGGUCACUUGCUCACACGUUUCCUGAGGCCAAAAAGCCAAUUGAUCCAUCGUGUAUGAUGGACAAGGUUGGUUUAGUAUUUAUUACAUUUCAACCACUGACUUGUCAAUAAAAGUAACACUUUUUAAGGACUGAGGUGAUACAAAGAUUUCUUUGACAUCAGGACAAACUGCAGCAGGAUUUCCAACUCUAUCUGUAUAAGGGUUCUCUGGUGGUUUGAGGGUUCUCUGUGCUCAGUUGUGACUCAAGACAGUGCCUUGUAUUAGAUCAGCCAGAAUCAAGGAAGUCUGGGACAGUCAAGCAGCCACAGUUCCUCCAGAGCUUCUGAAAGCCAGUAGGAAUACAGUCACUGCACCAUGUACCUGCUCUCCUUCCUCUCUGCUUUGCCUGCUGUCCCUGGAGGAGAGUUCCAGGUUCAUAGUACCUUAUGGAGAAGUUUUGUUUCUGGACAGUAGAAAAGAGUAGAAGUGCCACUACUCCUUUUCCUUUUUGCAAACUGCAGAGGAGUGGCCUAGGCUCCCUAUGUCAGCUUUUUUUCUCCCUUCCUUUGGAGAGGGUGUGGAUGUGAAAUGCAAAGUUUGGAAUGCUAUUACACAACUCUGAGUAAAACAUUCCAGUGUUGGGUUCCUCAAGUUCCCAUGUAUGGACUGGCUGAAAACUCUGCCUUUAGGGUAUCACUAUGGGAACAAGCUUAGGAUGCUUUGGUCUCCUCACAGUGUGUUUUCAGAUGGUCAGCUUUGCAGCAUAAUCAGAACACUGGCUUUCUCAACUAUUAUUUUAAUUUUAGUGUUAAGUUUUAACUCUUAUGUUAUGGACAGAACCCUAACUUUAGUAAAAGAAAGUAUCUACAAGUCUCCUAAGUUUGAGGGGUAUUUCUGUUUUCCAGGUGCCUCAUGAAUAGAAGUAAAAUGAAAUCCUUUCAUGAGUUACCAGUUGUUUUGGCUCCUUUGCAGUCCUCUGACUUUAGCAGGCUGUUGACAGCUUCAGGGAAUUUAGGGGAGCCUUCCAACCUUUAGGCAGGAAAUAACAAUGAGACCAAGCCUGGACAAGAGCCACACUGUACUGGACACUACCUAAGCACAGUCCACAGCGCUUUAAGGAUAACCUGUUCCAGCCUGACAUUAACAGGCAAAAUAAAACAAAUUUGCAACAUG